AUGGUACUUUAUGAAAUUGCCACUGGAGGCAAAAUGCCUUUUGAAGAAAUUGAAUCAGAUGAUAUCUUUAAACGUUCUAUUUGCGAAGAUAAAAGACCCGACCUUAAUUUGAUAUCAAAUGUUUCCGCAGAAUAUAAAGAAAUUAUGAUUAAAGGUUGGGCUUCUAAUCGUCAAGAUAGACCAACGAUAACACAAAUGUUUGAAGUAUUAGACAAAUUACACCAUGAAAGAGACACAUCUGAAUUCGAUACAGGAAAUAUUAUAAUUGAUACUACUUUCUCAUCUGGUUCAACUUCUACCCCACCAGUACCUUCUAUAAAAAUUGAAAAUAAAUUAAAACUCUUGUCUCCCGGCGCUUUUUCUUACAAAAAAAAAUCCAAUAGUUCUAGUAGUCAAAUUAGCAUGUAUUCCAACUCCUCAUCACGUUCAGAAUUACCUUCCUUAAUACCGAGACAUACCAGAAGUUCUAGUCGAUCUAGCUGUAAUUCAAGUAUCAGCAGCAGCGAGUAUGAUGGUCAUGAUUACAUGUCACAUAAAUAUUUUUUGGUAGAAACAGAUCCAUCCGAUAAAUUUUGUGAAGAUCACCUCGACCUUAGUGAUCAUGGUGAUUCGGAGAACCUAUUAGAAACUUUCCAAUUUAGAAAAAGAUCACUUAAGAAUAAUGAAAUCAUUGGUGAUUUAAAUCUUGCUUACGAAUACGAACGUGAUGCUAAAUAUACUCGAGCAUUUAAAAUCUUUAAGCAAUACGCAGAAUUAGGUUCUGCUGAUGCACAAUUCAAGGCUGGAAAACUCCUAAGAACUGAUAAAUUUAAAUUCGAUCUCUGUAAAGCUCGACGUUUCGCAGCGAAAUAUUUUUAUGAAGCGGCUAAACAAGGCCACACAGAUGCACAAUAUGAAUAUGGAACAUAUAUAAUUCGUACACCUAACAUUUUUAAUCAAUCAAUAAAAAUACGUGAGGAAGCUCUCGAUUUUAUUAUCAAGGCAUCAAAUCAAAAGAAUAUUAAAGCAAUGAAAUUUUAUUCCGAAUUAUUGAGUAAAGAUGGACAUAAAUACGGUGUUAAACUCGAUCUACCAAAAGCUGAUAAAUUAAAGGAAUUAAUUGAACAUGAAAAUAUCAAACAACAUCAAAAAUGUAAAACGUAA
Molecule: messenger RNA, 1143 nt
Organism: Diversispora eburnea
Lineage: Eukaryota; Fungi; Glomeromycota; Glomeromycetes; Diversisporales; Diversisporaceae
Source: the annotation of a GenBank genome assembly